Dentiscutata erythropus is the source of this 275-nucleotide messenger RNA. NCBI's taxonomy places the organism in Eukaryota, Fungi, Glomeromycota, Glomeromycetes, Diversisporales, Gigasporaceae. The record is from the annotation of a GenBank genome assembly.
UUAUUCAACCCAUUGAUUCUCAAAACUUUCUGCCUCAUUCUGAUCAUAAUAAUAUUCAAAUUCUUCUUGAACUGGAAAAUUUUGUGCCGAGAAGCCUUGUGGUAAGAGAUAUGGUUGGGAUAAAGAGUUUUGCUGAGACGAAAAAUAUUGUUCAGACAAAAAAUCUUGUUGGAGCUGAAAGUGUUGUUGAGACGGGAGAUUAUGCUGUUGGAGAUUGUGAAGUGGAGGAAGAUUUUGAAGUGGAGGGUAUUGUUGAUGUUGGGAUGGGAGGUAUU